AUGCAGCUCACAACCCUCUUCACCGUCUGCGUGGCUGCCCUGACCACCACCACUGCUGCAAUGCCCCAUCUCUCCGGGGCGUACCACGGUGCCCGCAUCGCUGUCCGUGUCCCUGGCAAUGCAACUUCCCACAAUGCCACUGCAACGGGUACACGGGGCAAAGCUCCCCUGUCGACGGGAUCGUCUCAUAAGAAUCGCGUUAAUGUCAACCGUUGCCAUGAGCUGUGCUCUUUGCAGUCUCAGGCUUGCUCGAUUGCUGUACCGGAUGAUGAUAAGUUCUGCUGGUCUGUUUACUUGCAAUGCACAGAGAAGUGCAACCCUGAGAAUUUCUACAAAUAA
This is a messenger RNA of Penicillium mononematosum, 339 nucleotides long. RefSeq lists its product as uncharacterized. Bases 1 to 339 code for a protein of 112 amino acids. The transcript is spliced from 2 exons. The record is from RefSeq and is a predicted model, not a curated record. Lineage: Eukaryota; Fungi; Ascomycota; Eurotiomycetes; Eurotiales; Aspergillaceae.